This is a messenger RNA of Penicillium crustosum, 1437 nucleotides long. Its product is annotated as sugar porter family MFS transporter. Gene Ontology annotation, biological process: transmembrane transport; carbohydrate transport. The record is from RefSeq and is a predicted model, not a curated record. The transcript has 3 exons. Gene Ontology annotation, cellular component: membrane. Bases 1 to 1437 code for a protein of 478 amino acids. Gene Ontology annotation, molecular function: carbohydrate:proton symporter activity. Lineage: Eukaryota; Fungi; Ascomycota; Eurotiomycetes; Eurotiales; Aspergillaceae.
AUGCCUAAACUUAAGACUUUAUUGAGUGCCGUGUUUCUGGCUACUGGAGGUUUCCUCUUCGGCUAUGACAGUGGUAUCAUCACAUCAACCAUCGGCCAAACUGAAUUCAUCAAAUACUUCUCUGAACCAAAUGACAGCGUAACCGGCGGUAUCGUCUCUUCAUUCCAAGGCGGCGCCAUCUUAGGCACAAUUAUCAACAUCUUCACUGGUGAUCGGCUGGGCCGGAGGUGGUCUGUCUUUGUUGGCUCUUGUAUAUCAUGCUUUGGGUGUGCGUUGCAGGCCGGUUCUAUCAAUUUGGUUAUGCUCAUCAUUGGCCGCUUUAUUGCCGGCGUUGCAGUUGGCAUGCUUACUUCUGUUAUCCCCAUGUAUGCUGGUGAGAUUGCCGAGGCUUCUUCGCGUGGUAUGAUGUCCGGUCUGUUGCAAUGGAUGUUAAGUUGGGGAUUCCUUUGUGCUCAAUGGCUGGGGUAUGGAUGUUCUUUCAAUAACACCGCCUUCCAGUGGCGCUUCCCUCUUGCUUUCCAAUGCGUCCCCGGUCUGGCCCUAGCCAGCGGUGUCCUCUUCUUGAACGAAUCCCCGCGUUGGUUGAUGGAAAAGGACCGCCACGAGGAUGCUCUUGUUUCACUCCAAAAUCUACACGGCGACGGUACACCAGAGACAGCGCAGUAUAUUGAGUUGGAGUUACAAGAGAUAAGGGAGACCAUCCAGGCUGAGCGCUUGCACACAGCAAUCACCUUGACUUCGAUCCUGCGCAAGCCCUCUUGGCGCCGCCGUCUCAUCCUCGGCUGUGGCAUACAGGCCUUCGGUGUCUUAUCCGGAAUUAACGUGAUCAAUUACUAUGGAACUCGCAUCUAUGCAACGCUUGGAUUUGACACACAAAUGUCUCUCAUGAUCAUCGGAAUCUCCGGUGCCCUGUCCAUUGUAUACUGCACUGGAGGUCUAUGGGCAUUGGAGCGCGUGGGCCGUAUCAAGCCUCUCAUUUUCUCUGCUGCGGGAAUGGCCGGCGCACUAGUCUGCAAUGCUGCCAUGUCCCAGCACUGGGAUGAUGGAAACCAGAACCAGCUCCGAGCUAUGGUGGCUAUGAACUUCGUGUUCAAUUUCUUCUAUACAUUCAUCGGUAUCAUUUCUUGGGUUUAUCCAGCCGAGAUCUUCCCCGUCGAUAUUCGUAACCAGGGUAAUUCGAUCACCACGUUCACCAACUGGACUCUCAACCUUGUGCUCGCCCAGGUCUCGCCAAAUGCCUUGUCUUCAAUUGGCUUCUCUUACUUCUAUGUCUUCUUUGUCUUCAACUUGAUUGCUAUGCUUUGCUACAUCUUCUUCUUCCCUGAGACACAAGGCAAGACUCUGGAGCAGAUGGAUUCCUUGUUUGGUGAUGAGAUGAGUGCUGAGAAUGAGAAAAAGGGGAUUGAAGCGGUCAUGGUGGAGGAUGUGAGAAAGUGA